AUGUAUCCAUCGCCUAUAAGUAUUGCUAUUCCUUCAUAUGGUUGGAUUGCCUUCUUGUCGUACGACGUGAAGAGUUCCAUGUCCACUCUGUUCAAGGCCCGCCUUCACAGCCCUGUCGACAAGAUCUCUCCUAUUGCUAGAAAUCUCAAGGCUAAAGAGAUUCAUUGCUCUGACAGGAUCAUCUUUCUUGUGUCACACAGUGGUCCUAUCAAAGCUAUAGAAUUCAUAGAAGGAUCGAUUUCCAUCAAGACCAUCACCUCCAAACUUAGGAAGAAAAAAGACGUCAUCGAACAGGCGGAGAAACUCCAUGUACGAUCUACUGGAACUGUCGCAGAGAUCAGGGCUAGAUUGUUAACGUACAUCCGAACACUGAUGGGUAAAUAUUCCGAGAACCAUGUCACUACUGGCGCAAUUCACUUCUGGGAUCGUGACAGCCAACCCUCCUUUGAGGCUAUGCUAUGCGUUACAAGUGAACUGCUAUAUGCUGCUGACAAUACUCAAAAAGCUAUAGUUUCCUUUCAAGUCAAAAAAGACGGUGUUGGCCUAAAAGGUGUUAAUGAACAAGUGAUUGUUCAGUACAAACCUGACUGGCUUAGGAUCAACAGCAUGUGUCUUUGCGACAGAAGCAUAUUUAUUUAUCAUUGCCAAGGAAUCGUCCAAAUUAACGCAGAUAAUGGUGAAUGCAGGUUGCUUGUUCGGCUCCUAAAUCAACCGUGCGUGCUAACAAAGUUUGGCUCAGACGUAUUAUUUACAAAUGAGAAGAAAUCGUCAGUGUGGCAUCUCAAAGCGAGUGGAGAGUUAGAUGUGUUUGCUGGCUCUGACAACGAAGAAGGCAGUAUCGAUGGAUUAGUCAAGAAUUGUCGUUUGAAGCAACCAAUUUGA
This is a messenger RNA of Paramuricea clavata, 882 nucleotides long. NCBI's taxonomy places the organism in Eukaryota, Metazoa, Cnidaria, Anthozoa, Malacalcyonacea, Plexauridae. The record is from the annotation of a GenBank genome assembly.